Molecule: messenger RNA, 1380 nt
Organism: Metschnikowia bicuspidata var. bicuspidata NRRL YB-4993
Lineage: Eukaryota; Fungi; Ascomycota; Pichiomycetes; Serinales; Metschnikowiaceae
Product: putative oxidoreductase
Exons: 1
Coding region: 1-1380 (459 amino acids)
Source: RefSeq, a predicted model, not a curated record
AUGCCCAUCGACAUCAUCUCCACCGCCGUGUUCGACGGCCCGGAGGCCAUCCCUGGGUGGCUGGUUCUCCGAACCGUGGUCCCGGCGCUCGCCGGGCUCCUGGCCGUGAAGUGGUACUUCGGCGGCAACUCCAACCCCUGGAAACGCGAGUUGCACGGCAAGGUCUACAUCGUCACCGGCGGCACCGCGGGCUUGGGCGCCGCCACCGUGUACGAGCUAGCCACAAAAGGCGCGCAGGUCAUAUUGCUCUGCCGCGCGCUCGACGACCCGUUCACCGUGGACUUCAUCGACGACAUGCGCGAGAAGACCAACAACUUCAUGAUCUACGCGGAGCAGUGCGACCUCCUGCUGCUCCACUCGGUGCGGUUGUUUGCGACCAAGUGGCUCGACAACCAGCCGCCGCGGCGGCUCGACGGCGUGGUGUGCUGCGCGUCGGAAACCAUCCCCAAGGGCCGGCCGCGCCUGGUGUCCGUGGACGGCGUGGAGUUGCAGACGGCCGUCAACUACUUGCUGCACUUCCACUUGCUCACGCUCCUCCGCCCGGCGCUCCACGUGCAGCCGGCGGACCGGGACGUGCGGGUGGUGGUGGUCACGUGUGCGCUGCAGGCCAUGGGCCAGGUGGCCCCGGACGACUUGCUCUGGGAGCGGCGCGCGUACCCGGCGGGCCAGCCGUGGCUCGUGUACGGCACGUCCAAGCUCUUGGUGGGCAUGUUUGCGCGGCUGUUGCAGCGCGGCUUGAACGGCUACGAGCGGCCCGACAAGGCGCCGUGCAACGUGCGCGUGUGUGCGGUCAACCCCGGCUUGAUGCGGACGCCGGCCACGCGCCGCUUCUUGUCCAUGGGCUCCGUGUGGGGCCUCCUCGUCUACGUGCUCCUCUUCCCGGUGUGGUUUGUGUUCUUCAAGACCGCCUGGCAGGGCUGCCAGUCCGUGCUCUUUGCGCUCCUCUCGCCGGUCUUGGGCGCGCAGGACGGCGGCAACGUCAUCCAGGAGUGCCGCAUCGUCACCAAGGCCCGCCGCGAGUACUAUGACUACGAGCUCCAGGACGCUGUGUUCGCCGAGACCGAGCGCUUGAUCGCGCGCUUGGAGAAGCUGUCCGCGGCAGAGCGCAAGAAGCAGGAGAAGGCGCUGGGCCUUGACGCCGAGAAGGCGCGCCAGGCCGCCGCCAAGCAGCGCGACAUCCACGAGAAGCCGGACUCCGAGGCCGACUUGGCGUACAAGCUCAGCUUGAUGCGCAAGUCCAUGGCGCUCCCCAUGGGCGCGGACGCCCCGGGCUUGUUUGCCCACGACGGCCCCGCGGCUAAGGCCACGGGCUCUUCGGCGCGGGCGGCGGCCAAGCUGGCCAAGCUGGCCAGGCCCAAGUCAAAGUCGCGGAAGAGCUAG